AUGCUUUCAUCUCGUUUGAAUAAUCAAUUGAAACCAUCAUUGAUUUUAGUAAUUGAUGAAAAUCAAUCGAGUUCCUCCGUAGGAUUUCAAUUUGCUUGUGCUUAUGCCUGUGAAACUUUCGAAAAAUUUUCAAAAGUCGACAUUCUUCUAACAGAACAUAAUGAAUCCGAUUGGUUCCAUUCGCGUGUAUUUGCAAAACGAAAGGAUUUGAUAUCAAAAAUAAAUGUAAUCGAUAUGUUUGAUGAUAUUCAUUCAACGAAAAAAAUAGAAGAAUGCUUACGAACAUCAACUGAAAAAGGGCUCAUCAUUAUUGAAUCUCUUCCUUGGUUAUUAUUACGAACAUCUGAAGGCAAUUUAUCACGUUUAUUACAUAAUUGGAGUAAAUCGAAUGUAGUCAUAGCUGUACUUCCCUAUGACUGUGUCGAAGAAAGCUCACUAUUUAAAAACCUGAUAUCAAUUUCUUAUAUAACGGUUCGAAUUAAGAAUCUUUUGACAUCAGAAGGAAUCGAAGCAAAAAUCGAACAACGAUCACGUACAAAUGUCGAUACGAUAAAAUCUUGUUUAACAUUUUCAAUUGAUUCUCAACUAAAUCUAAUUAAUUUACGUGAAGAAAAAUUAAGUAAUCGAAAAUUAAAAUCUGCUUCUAAUACUGAUGGACCUUCUAAAAAGGAUGUCACUGCAAAUCUGACAUUCAAUCUUCGCCUUAAAGACGAUGAAGUUGUUGCGAAAAAUAAUCUUAUUUUGCCAUAUACAAAACAACAUACACAAACACCGGCUGAUAGUUGUACUAUACAUUAUUCUUAUGAUAAAGAGGAUGAUAUUGAUGAAGAUGAAGACGAAGAUUUGGACCUGUGA
Messenger RNA from Rotaria socialis, 855 nucleotides. Lineage: Eukaryota; Metazoa; Rotifera; Eurotatoria; Philodinida; Philodinidae. The record is from the annotation of a GenBank genome assembly.